Molecule: messenger RNA, 1021 nt
Organism: Paramecium pentaurelia
Lineage: Eukaryota; Ciliophora; Oligohymenophorea; Peniculida; Parameciidae
Source: the annotation of a GenBank genome assembly
AUGUCAUAGGAGAGAUUUCCAGGGUGUAUAUUUUAUUUGAGUGUCACAGGCAAAGAGAAAUAUGAGUUGACAGAAACAACUUCUGAUUAGUAUGGCAAGUAGAUAGAAAAAACUACUACAUAAACAUAUACUGGAUUGUCUUAGAUAUAUUAAUAUAAAGUGGAAAUAUACAAUUUUGAGAAUCUUAUAUAUACACUUUAUGUUAAUUUGUAUUUCAUUUUUAAUUUUUAAUUUUAUCUCAUUAUCCUGGUUCAUAUUAUGAAAAAGCUUUAGCCAAGAUAUCCUACAAGGUUAAAGCUCUUGUUCAAGCUAAGCAAUCUUCCUUCAAUUUUAUCAAACAUAGUCAAAAGCUCAUAAUUAUGGAACCAUAAAGAGAAUUUAAAGUCUAUAAGGGUCAGGCUUGUAUGUAACUUCCUAAAGUGCUGUUUCCGAAGAAAAGGAGUACUGAAAAAAAAUUAAAUUUAGGCUUUUUAAGUUUAAUGUUUUAUUGAUAAAUUUAACUUUCAUUCAGGAGAUAGAGUAAGUUUAACUAUUGAUAUAGAUAACUCUAAAUUAGAUUAACUAGUGCAUUCUUUAUCAAUAAGAUUAUACAAUCAAAGGUAACUAAACUAGCUUUAAUUAUCGAACUAAAUCAAGCUAAUUAAUCGAAGGAGUAGCAGCAAACUGCAAAAAAUAAUUAAACGUGAAGUUUUUUUUGAAAAAUAAUGAUCCUUAUAAUGAAUUAUUACCAUCAGUAAACUUCAAAUUAAUCUAGUCAGAAUAUCAAUUAGUUAUUUAAGCCAAUGUGGAUUGUAUUAUUAAUAUUUAAUUUUUAGCUGAUAGCUGUUGCAAAUAAUAUUCAUCUAUUAUUUUCCUAUUAAGAUUCUAGCACCUGCUAUUUAAAGCAACGAUAUAAUUUUAAUACGAACCUCCUAAACGGAAUCCUUAAGUUUUUUAGAACUAAAAAGUUUGCUUAACAGAUCGAAAUAAGUAUUAGAAAAAAAAUAUAAGUUAACGAAUACUAGGCUAUUGUUAUUAUUGA